AUGAGGAUUAUUCACAUCAGCAGUGCCCGGUACAGCAGGGACUGUGGCUGUGUUCAGUCAGGCUCUGAUGCUAACGUCAUGCUGCUGUCACGGGACGGGCCGACAGUGACGGUGGAAGCGAUGAGAGCAGAUGAGGGCACAGCUUUGGUGAUCUGCAGCUUCCGGGGCUCAGUGGCUCAGGGUCUGGCUCUGGAGGUCGGAGAGACGGUCCAGAUCCUGGAAAAAUGUGAAGGAUGGUACCGAGGAUUCUCGACGAGGAAGCCAAAUGUCAAGGGAGUUUUCCCAGCCAGCUACGUUCACCUGAAGAAAGCCAUCGUCACCAACCGAGGGCCACAUGAGACUGUGGUGCCUCUCGAAGACCCCAUUGUUACCGAGGUGACGUCAACUCUACAGGAGUGGGCCUUACUAUGGAAGCAGCUCUAUGUGAAACACAAAGUGGAUCUGUUCUACAAGGUUCGCCACGUCAUGAUGGAGCUGAUCGACCUGAGGAGGCAGCUCCUGUCCGGCCACCUGACGCAGGACCAGAGCCGAGACGUCAAGAGACACAUCACCGUCCGGCUGGACUGGGGCAACGAACACCUGGGUCUGGACUUGGUGCCAAGAAAGGAGUUUGAGAUGGUGGAUGAAGACCAGAUAAGCGUGUCAGAUCUUUAUAAGAUGCAUCUGUCCAGCAGACACAGUGUACAGCAGAGUACCACACAGGGCGACGGCACCCGGCAGCGACACGGCGAGCCCUGCAGAGUUCCAGUCCCACACCACCUCCUGGUCAACCUGAAGAGCUUCACUUACAACAGCAUCGGAGAGGACACUGACAUAUUCUUCUCCCUCUAUGACCUGAGAGAGGGGAAGGCCAUCAGUGAGAAGUUCAUGGUCAGACUGAACAAGAACGGAGGACCGAAGAAUCCAGAGAAGGUGGACAGGCUGUGUGCCCUGUUCACGGACCUGAGCAACAAAGACAUGAAGAGAGAUCUCUACAUCAUCUCCCAGGUCAUCAGAACAGGUCGCAUGCUGCUCAAUGACAGUAAGAAGGGUCCUCCGCAUGUCCAGUACCGCCGACCUUACGGCUGUGCCGUCCUGGCCAUGAGCGACGUGCUGCAAACCAUCUCAGAGCUCAAAGAGGAGAAAGACUUUGUCCUUAAAGUCUACACGUGCAACAACGAGACCGAGUGGUACCAGAUCCACGAGAACAUCAUCCGCAAGUCCAGCACCAAAUACACAGCUCCCAGCACCAACUACGGUCUGAUCAUCUCUCUGCAGCUCCUGAGGGGCGACAUGGAGCAGGUCCGCAGAGAAAACCCGCUCAUUUUCAGCAGGGGGGUGGCUAACACUCGCAAACUGGGCUUCCCUGAUGUCAUCAUGCCAGGUGACAUCCGGAACGACCUGUACCUGACGCUGGAGCGAGGGGACUUUGAGAGAGGAGGGAAGAGCGUUCAGAAGAACAUUGAGGUCACCGUCUAUGUGCUCUACGCCGAUGGAGAGAUCCUCAAGGACUGCAUCAGUCUGGGUUCAGGUGAGCCCAGCGUGCCGGAGCACCGCUCCUUCGUGCUCUACCAUAACAACAGCCCCCGAUGGAGCGAAGUUAUUAAACUGCCGAUUCCCAUCGACCGUUUCAGAGGGUCCCACCUGCGCUUCGAGUUCAGACACUGCUCCACAAAAGACAAAGGUGAGAAGAAGCUGUUUGGUUUUGCCUUCACUCCUCUGAUGAGGGAGGAUGGAACCACUCUCUCAGACGAGAGCCACGAACUCUACGUUUACAAGUGCGAUGAGAACACCACCUUCAGUAACCACGCCCUCUACCUGGGCCUGCCCUGCUGUAAAGAGGACUUCAACAGCUGCCCCAGCAUCCCCUCCAGCCUCAUCUUCCAGCGCAGCGCCAAGGAGACGUUCUGGAUCUCCACGCAGCUCUCCUCCACGAAGCUCACUCAGAACGUGGACCUGCUGGCCCUGCUGAAGUGGAAGGCCCAUCCGGACCGGGUCAUGGACAUCCUGGGCCGGCUCCGACACGUCAGCGGAGAGGAGAUAGUGAAGUUUCUUCAAGACAUUCUGGACACAUUAUUUUCCAUUUUGGACGACAACACUGACAAAUAUGGACCACUGGUGUUCCAGUCAUUGGUGUUCAUCAUCAACCUGCUCAGGGACAGUAAAUAUUACCACUUCAGGCCGGUGAUGGACACUUACAUCCAGAAGCACUUUGCUGGCGCGUUGGCUUACAAAGAGCUGAUCCGCUGUCUGAAGUGGUACAUGGACCGCUCUGCAGAGGUGGUGAGACAGGACCACAUACAGGAAGCAAUGAGGGCUCUGGAGUAUCUGUUCAAGUUCAUCGUCCAGUCGCGGAUCCUCUACUCUCGAGCCACCUGUGGGAUGGAGGAGGAGCAGUUCCGCACCAGCAUCCAGGAACUGUUCCAGUCCAUCCGCUUCGUCCUGAGCCUGGACAGCCGCAACUCAGAGACCCUCAUCUUCACACAGGCCGCUCUGUUGAACUCGUUUCCGGCCAUCUUUGAUGAGCUGCUGCAGAUGUUUACGGUGCAAGAAGUGGCAGAGUUCGUGCGCGGCACGCUGGGCAGCAUGCCGUCCACGGUGCACAUUGGACAGUCCAUGGACGUGGUCAAACUGCAGUCCAUCGCCCGGACAGUGGACAGCAGACUCUUCUCUUUCCCAGAGUCUCGAAGGAUCCUGCUUCCUGUGGUCCUGCAUCACAUCCAUCUCCAUCUGAGGCAGCAGAAAGAGCUGCUCAUCUGCUCUGGGAUACUCAGCUCUAUAUUCUCCAUUAUCAAGACCAGCUCACUGGACACGUCAGUGCAGGAGGAGGUGGAGAUGAUGGUCGAGUCCCUGCUGGACGUCCUCCUGCAGACCCUGCUGUCAAUCAUGAGCAAGAGCCAAUCGCAGGAGGCGGUAAGGGGUCAACGCUGUCCGCAGUGCACCGCGGAGAUCACUGGAGAGUACGUGUCCUGCCUCCUGUCCCUCCUGCGGCAGAUGACGGACAUCCACUUCCAGCGCCUGAUGGAAAACUUUCAGAGCAAGGAGGAGCUCAAGGAGUUCUUGUUGAAGAUUUUGUGUGUGUUCAGAAAUCUGAUGAAGCUCAGCAUUUUCCCCCGCGACUGGAAUGUCAUGAGGCUCCUCACCAGCAACAUCAUCCUGACCACAGCUCAGUACCUCUCCCCUGCUCUGCACAAGAACUUCACAGAAGCCGACUUCGACUUUAAGGUGUGGAACUCCUACUUCAGCCUGGCAGUGCUGUACAUCAACCAGCCCAGUUUACAGCUGGAAAACCUGAGUCCUGCUAAGAGGAAGAAGGUCUUAGACAAGUACGGAGACAUGAGAGUGAUGAUGACCUACGAGCUGUUCAGUAUGUGGCAGAACCUCGGUGAGAAUAAGAUCCAUUUCAUCCCCGGCAUGAUCGGCCCGUUCCUGGGAGUGACGCUGGUUCCGCAGGUGGAGGUGCGAAACAUCAUGAUCCCCAUCUUCCACGACAUGAUGGACUGGGAGCAACGCAAGAACGGAAACUUCAAACAGGUGGAGGCUGAGCUGAUUGACAAGUUGGACAGUUUGGUUUCUGAGGGAAAAGGCGACGAGAACUACAGAGAACUCUUCAGUUUGCUAACCCAGCUGUUUGGGCCCUACCCCAGUCUGCUGGAGAAGAUCGAGCAGGAGACGUGGAGAGAGACGGGCAUCUCGUUCGUUACCUCGGUCACUCGGCUGAUGGAGCGACUGCUGGACUACCGAGACUGCAUGAAGGGAGACGAGACGGAGAACAAGAAGAUCGGCUGCACUGUCAACCUCCUGAAUUUCUACAAGUCAGAGAUCAACAAGGAGGAGAUGUACAUCCGCUACAUCCACAAACUGUGUGACAUGCAUCUGCAGGCUGAGAACUACACCGAGGCUGCGUUCACCCUGCUGUUAUACUGGGAGCUGCUGCACUGGGACGAGCGGCCUCUCAAAGAGUUCCUGCAUUAUCCUGCUCAGACCGAGUGGCAUCGCAAAGAGGGGCUCUGCCGCAAAGUCAUCCACUACUUCAACAAGGGAAAGUGCUGGGAGUUCGGUAUUCCUCUGUGCAGGGAGCUGGCCUUCCAGUAUGAAUCUCUGUAUGACUACCAGAGUCUGAGCUGGAUCCGGAAAAUGGAGGCAGCGUACUACGACAACAUCAUGGAGCAGCAGCGUCUGGAGCCGGAGUUCUUCAGGGUUGGAUUCUACGGCAGGAAGUUCCCGUUCUUCCUCAGAAACAAAGAGUUUGUCUGUCGCGGCCACGACUACGAAAGGCUAGAGGCCUUCCAGCAAAGGAUGCUGGGAGAAUUCCCACAGGCCAUUGCGAUGCAGCACCCCAACCAGCCAGACGAGGCCAUUCUGCAGUGUGACGCACAGUACCUCCAGAUCUACGCAGUAACUCCGGUGCCGGACAGCGUCAGCGUCCUCCAGAUGGACAGAGUCCCCGAUCGCAUCAAGAGCUUCUACCGUGUCAACAAUGUUCGCCGUUUCCGCUACGACCGACCCUUCCACAAAGGGCCCAAAGACCGAGACAAUGAGUUCAAGAGUCUGUGGAUAGAGAGGACGACCCUGAUCCUCACCCACCCCCUGCCGGGCAUUUCACGCUGGUUUGAGGUGGACAAGAGAGAGCUGGUGGAGGUGAGUCCGUUAGAGAACGCCAUCUCUGUGGUGGAGAACAAGAACCAGGAGCUGCGGACCCUGAUCAGCCAGUACCAACACAAGCAGCUGCACGGCAACAUCAACCUGCUCAGCAUGACGCUGAACGGGGUCAUCGACGCCGCUGUGAACGGAGGCAUCGCCAGAUACCAAGAGGCUUUCUUUGAUAAGGAUUACAUCAGCAGCCACCCUGAAGACACAGAGAAGAUCACACAGCUCAAAGACCUGAUGCAGGAGCAGGUUCACGUCCUCGGAGUCGGCCUGGCCGUGCACGAGAAGCUGGUGCACCCAGAAAUGCGUCCCCUGCACAAGAAGCUGAUCGAUCAGUUCCAGAUGAUGAGGAGCAGCCUCUGCCAUUGUUUCUAUGUGGCGCUGCAGGGUCUGCCGGGUUUAGACAAGGCCGGUUCAGGAACCAACACUCCCAGAGGGAUGCUGGCCUCUCACGGCCCCAUGAGCCCCGAGAGCUUCAAACUCAUGCACCGGCACAGCGAGGCAGGGGCCGUUGGCAGUCUGCUGAUCCUGGCUGACGGCAUGGUGGUGGAGAACCCCGAGGACUUCUACCGCAUGCAGGCAAGCCCCUCCUCCUCCAGCCUGAGCUCCACCCACUCUGCACCGUCACAGAUGAUAAACUCCGCCCCCUCCACCAUCAGAGUCGGAUCUCCGUCCCUGCCAGACAAAUACAGACACAACAGAGAGAUGCUGAUGCUGCUGCCGCCGCACAGAGAGCGACCGAGCAGCGCCAUGUACACCAACAUCACCGAGAACGGACAGCCAACCAACUUCCAGCGAGCGUUGUUCCAUCAGGUGAUUGGUCCCUGCAAACCCUGCAGUGACCCCAACCUCUCUGUGGCUGAGAAAGUCCUCACCACUCCCAGUAGUUGGAGUUUGGACAGUGGUACCAGAGAAGCCCUCCCCUUCCUCUCUGCCCAUGUUGGCAGCGUCAUGGCGCCUCCCGUCCCCCCACGCAACCUGCCUCAUGUCAGUCCUGCUGUGUCUCCCCUUGUAGGGCAGCACCUGUCGAUGCACUUUGACGCUUUCCACCACCAGGUCAGCGACCUCCCUCCAGCUCUCCCUGCGCGCUCCUUGAGAAAGUCCCCCCUGCACCCUAUACCUGCCUCGCCCACCAGUCCACAGUCCAUCCUGGAUGGCAGUAACUCCACCUUGUCGGGCAGCGCCAGCUCUGGAGUCUCCUCCCUCAGUGAGAGUAACUUCGGCGGCCCCGCCUCCUCCUCCGACCCCCCGGCCAGUCGCACAGACACCCUGGAGUCCGCCCCCAGCAGCCAGGCCUGGACCACCGACCAGGAAGACCUGGACUCACCUUACCAACCCGUCAGGUACAGCGUCUCCGAGCCGGAAGUCCUGGACGGAGUCAAACCCCCGCCCUGCCGCAGCCACUCCGCCCCGGGAGGCGUCACCCCGGCCCAUGCAGGGGGCCAAAUCCAGCCCCAGGCUCCGGCCUCCAGCGGAGCUCCUCAACAACCGCAGCAGCAGGAUGGGCUGCCGCACCCCCAACACCACCUCUACUACCACCACUUCCACCCGCACUACAUCCCCCACCACCCACCUCUCUACCACCUCCACGAGCCCCCUCCAGCCCUGCCCCCCAAACCCUACCUCAGAGAGGGGUGCAUCCCUGAAGAAGACCCCCUGAACACCCAGUCCGCACCGCCUCCCCCUGCACCCCGACCCAUGCCACGCAAGAUCUCCCAGCCCAUAAUCGCAGCGACCAAGGAUGAGCAAGCUAAGGUGGCCUGGGAGCACGGCAUCAGUGAGGAGUGACACGGCGCUGAUGAUGACGAGACGAAGAGUCUAACAGUGAUGGUGACAAACUGUCCCCGGUUGUCCCAGUUCAAUAACCAAACUAAUCACUAAAGAUGAAGAGUGAUCGGCUCUCACAGCCGCGACAGUCAGCUUCAUCAUCCUUUAACCAAACGACCUUCCUCAUGUCGCUGCAUCCGUGUGUGAGCACGUCAAGCUUCGUUCGUUC
Molecule: messenger RNA, 6625 nt
Organism: Chelmon rostratus (copperband butterflyfish)
Lineage: Eukaryota; Metazoa; Chordata; Actinopteri; Chaetodontiformes; Chaetodontidae
Product: dedicator of cytokinesis protein 3-like
Exons: 54
Coding region: 1-6417 (2138 amino acids)
Biological process (GO): small GTPase-mediated signal transduction
Cellular component (GO): cytoplasm; plasma membrane
Molecular function (GO): guanyl-nucleotide exchange factor activity; small GTPase binding
Source: RefSeq, a predicted model, not a curated record